This is a messenger RNA of Lacerta agilis (Sand lizard), 918 nucleotides long. RefSeq names its product vomeronasal type-2 receptor 26-like. Gene Ontology annotation, cellular component: membrane. The coding region runs from base 1 to 918 and encodes 305 amino acids. Lineage: Eukaryota; Metazoa; Chordata; Lepidosauria; Squamata; Lacertidae. Gene Ontology annotation, biological process: G protein-coupled receptor signaling pathway. The record is from RefSeq and is a predicted model, not a curated record. The transcript has 2 exons. Gene Ontology annotation, molecular function: G protein-coupled receptor activity.
AUGGGUCUUAGAGAUGCAGUUCAUUGUCUGAAAUGCCCAGAAGAUCAAUAUCCAAACAGGAACAAAAACAAAUGUGUUCAAAAGGUUCUGAGCUUCCUUGCCUAUCAUGAGCCCUUGGGCAUUGUUUUGGUUGUCCUUGCUAUCUUUUUUGCUGCAUUAACAGUUUUGGUAAUACACAUUUUUCUAAAGAACUGGACUACCCCUAUUGUCAAAGCCAACAACCGGAACCUCACCUGUGUUCUGCUUGCCUCCAUUUUCCUUUGCUACCUUUCUUCCCUUCUCUUCAUUGGCAAGCCUGGGAAGCUGGGCUGCUUGCUCCGGCAAACAGCAUUUGGCAUCAUUUUCUCUGUUGUAGUUUCUUGUGUGUUGGCAAAAACCAUCAUGGUGGUCCUGGCCUUCCUGGCCACAAAGCCAGGCAACAGCAUGAGGAAAUGGCUAGGGCAGAAAGUAGCCACCUCCAUUGUUAUUUUGUGCUCACUCAUUCAAGCAGAUAUUUGCAUUGUGUGGCUGUUAACUUCUCCUCCCUUCCCCAAUGCUGACAUGGACUCACAGGCUGGAUAUAUUAUAUUGGAAUGUAAUGAAGGUUCCAUCACCAUGUUCUACUGUGUCUUGGGCUACUUGGGCAUUCUGGCCAUGAUCAGCUUCACCGUAGCCUUCCUGGCCAGGAAACUGCCAGAUACAUUCAACGAAGCCAAGUUCAUCACUUUCAGCAUGCUGGUGUUUUGCAGUGUUUGGAUCUCCUUCAUUCCGGGUUACUUGAGCACCAAGGGGAAAUACAUAGUGGCUGUGGAAGUUUUUGCCAUCUUGGCCUCCAACACUGGCCUCUUGCUUUGCAUAUUUCUUCCAAAAUGCUACAUCAUUGUUCUAAGAUCUGAUCUGAACACAAGAAAGGUCCUAAUAGAAAAAAAGAGUUAUUAA